AUGGCCUCAGCUAUCGAGCGGAGCUAUUCGGAAUAUGCGAAGAUACGUGAUGACGUGGACCUCGCAGCUACGCUGUUUAGGGAUUUUGGAAAAGGCCAUAUAAAGAAGUGUGGUCUAUCUCCGGAUGCCUUCGUUCAGAUGGCUAUUCAGCUAGCGAACUAUAGGGAUCAAAACCGCUUCGUGCUCACCUAUGAAGCGGCAUCAGUUCGUUUCUAUAAAAACUCUCGCACCGAAACCCUUCGUUCGGUCACCGAUGAAUCAUGUGAAUUCGUUUACGCCAUGAUCAAUGCCAAUGCCACGGUAGGCCGUGGAGUUGAUCGGCAUCUGUUCGUCCUGUAUGUCCUCUCCAAGGGAACGAACACUUCCAGUCCGUUCCUGGAUCAUUAUAUCUCGCAACCAUGGCUUUUAUCCACAUCACAUGUACCCAAUGUGACCAACCAAAUAGAUGAGGACACGGAGCCCUGGAGGACGUGGAGUGGCGCUUGUUUUGGAGCAGUUGCGAAGAAUGGCUACGGUGUGUGCUAUCGAUUUGGAGGUAAUCACAUGAUCUGUGCUCAUAUAAGCAGCUAUAAAUCAGCUGAGAAUACGGAUUCGGCCCGAUUCCGAAGUCACCUGACGACAGCGUUCAAGGAGAUUGCUGCCCUGUUCGAAGAAACCAAAUGA
Messenger RNA from Haemonchus placei, 663 nucleotides. The record is from the annotation of a GenBank genome assembly. NCBI's taxonomy places the organism in Eukaryota, Metazoa, Nematoda, Chromadorea, Rhabditida, Trichostrongylidae.